AUGGUGGCAUCGGGCUCCGGGGGAGGCGUUGUGGUGGCCCUGCUCUGCUGCUGCCUCCUGAGCUCUGCCUGGGCUCUGGUGGACCCCGACGACGUGCUCACGAAAGAAGAGCAGAUUUACCUCCUGGUGGAAGCCAAGGAGAAAUGCCAGAGGGACAUAAAAGCCCAGCUGGAGAAGAUCAAAGAUACCAGCUGCCUUCCAGAGUGGGACGGGAUUAUCUGCUGGCCGGAGGGCUCCCCCAGCCAGGAGGUGGCCGUGCCCUGCCCCGACUACAUCUACGACUUCAACCACAAAGGUCAUGCCUACAGGUACUGCAGCGCCUACGGGACGUGGGAGAUGGCUCUCAGCCUCAACAAGACCUGGGCCAAUUACACCGAAUGCGCUCUGCUCUUCUCCUCCGAGAGCCGGAGCCGCGAGAAGGAGGUGUUUGACCGCCUGCACCUGAUGUACACCAUCGGCUACUCCAUCUCCCUGGCCUCCCUCAUCGUGGCCGUCUGCAUCCUCUCCUACUUCAAGCGCCUGCACUGCACGCGCAACUACAUCCACGUGCACCUCUUCACCUCCUUCAUCUGCCGGGCGGUGAGCAUCUUCGUGAAGGACAUGGUGCUCUACUCGGCCAGCGAGACGGAGAAGCUGCGGGAGGACGACUUCAAGGCAGAAAUGGGCUCCUCGCCGGGCCAACGGGGCCACCUGGUUGGCUGCAAGGUGGUGGUGACGCUCUUCCUCUAUUUUCUGGCCACCAACCACUACUGGAUCCUGGUGGAAGGUCUCUACCUGCACAGCCUGAUCUUCAUGGCCUUCCUCUCCAACAAGAGCUACCUGUGGGUCCUCAUCAUCAUCGGCUGGGGUCUCCCUGCUGUCUUUGUGUCUGUCUGGGCCAGCGUCAGGGCCUCCCUGGCGGAUACGCAGUGCUGGGACCUCAGCGCGGGGAACAUGAAGUGGAUUUAUCAGGUCCCCAUCUUGGCUGCUGUCGUGGUGAACUUCUUCCUCUUCCUCAACAUUGUCCGGGUGCUGGCCUCCAAGCUCUGGGAGACCAACACGGGGAAGCUGGACCCCCGGCAGCAGUACAGGAAGCUGCUCAAGUCCACGCUGGUGCUGAUGCCGCUUUUCGGAGUCCACUACGUGGUGUUCAUGGCCAUGCCCUACACCGACGUCUCCGGGGUGCUGUGGCAGAUCCAGAUGCAUUACGAGAUGCUCUUCAACUCCUCUCAGGGUUUCUUUGUGGCUUUCAUCUACUGCUUUUGCAACGGGGAGGUGCAGGCAGAGAUUAAGAAAGCCCAUUUUCGGAGAAGCCUGGCGCUGGACUUCAAGCAGAAGGCACGUGCCACCAGCGCCGGGGGGAGCUGCUACUACGGCGGGCUGGCCUCCCACGCCACCACCAGCUUCAGCAUGAGCCUCGCGGGGCGAGCAGUGGGGAGCACACAGCAGCGUGGGCUGCUGCUCCCAGCCCGUACCAGCCUGCCAGGCUCCAUCCCUGGCUCCUUGCCCUCGGACUUUUUGCCCUGUCCGACCCAGGAGAUGAGCCAGAAAGCCUGCGGGGAAACCACCGGGGACUUAGACGUGGAUCGGAGUCACCCCAGCCUGAACAAAGAGCUGGAGACGAUGCUGUGAAGUUAGCGGCGCGUCUCCCAGCUGGACUGGUCCUCGUGCUCUGGGCUCCCUUUGUGCUCGUGUGUGGAGCUGGGGCAGGGGUCAGCAGCUGAACCAACACGAUUCCCUCUGCCUCGCAGCCAGCGCACAAAGGGCCUGUGGGCUCCUGUUCCUUCUUGGACCUACCUGGCCUAAAAACGAGCUGGUUUGAAACCUCCUCUCCUUCCACGCGCAGAUGAGUGGUGUAAGUGAUGCCUGUGCAUGCGCAGCCUUGAAUCACCACCAGGACACAGCCCUCCAGGCCCCAUCUGACAGCCUGGAGGCUACUUCAGCUCCAGCGUGUCCAAAGCUGAGCCAAGGACAGCGCAGCCCUGAAGUCUGCCUCCCCUCCUUGGCGCUAAUUACUGCGUUGCGCAGCCUGGGGCUGGCAGCGAGCAGUGCCCGCAGGGCUGCUCACCCUGCCCUCACCUGCACCCCUGCGUAGCUCAGUGGUGCUGUGACUGCUCCCAGGCGCUGCUCAGACACAAAAAGGGGGCACGGAGGCACCGGGACCUGGGGCUGAGGGAGCCAGACCGCGUGUUACAGCCUGGGGAGGGCGCAGCAAAAUGCCUCGGUCCCCCGCGAUCGUGCGGAAAUGCAGAGACCACAGCACACCCGAGCCUUGGUCCUGGGGUCUUUUU
Messenger RNA from Anas platyrhynchos (mallard), 2270 nucleotides. Its product is annotated as parathyroid hormone/parathyroid hormone-related peptide receptor-like. Gene Ontology annotation, cellular component: plasma membrane. Lineage: Eukaryota; Metazoa; Chordata; Aves; Anseriformes; Anatidae. Gene Ontology annotation, molecular function: G protein-coupled peptide receptor activity; parathyroid hormone receptor activity; peptide hormone binding. The record is from RefSeq and is a predicted model, not a curated record. Gene Ontology annotation, biological process: adenylate cyclase-modulating G protein-coupled receptor signaling pathway; cell surface receptor signaling pathway.